Molecule: messenger RNA, 3459 nt
Organism: Capra hircus (goat)
Lineage: Eukaryota; Metazoa; Chordata; Mammalia; Artiodactyla; Bovidae
Gene: PRRT4
Product: proline rich transmembrane protein 4
Exons: 5
Coding region: 199-2898 (899 amino acids)
Source: RefSeq, a predicted model, not a curated record
GCGACCGGGACGAGCCGAGGGGACGUCGGGCCCUGGGAGCACCGGCCAGACUCGGUGGAGCGUCGCCCAGCCUGGCGCCUGGGUCGCCGCGACCGCCCCUUUUCCGGGGACUUGGCCGAGGAGACCCUCCUGCGGGAGAGGAGCAGGACCUUCGUGCGCAAAGGUGCAGAAGACCCAAGCUCGCGGCCCCACCAGGCCAUGGCAGGGUACGGCUAUCUGGGGCUGGGGCUGUUCUGCUGGGUCCUGCUUGCUGUUCCUGUGGGCCCCCAGCCUGCCUCCUCUGUCCCAGGAGCCCCUCUCACCACUUUGACCCCCCCGCCCCAGAGUGAGGCCUCUAUGCUCUCUCUCAACCUGGGACUUAACUUCAAAUUCCACCUUCGGGGACCAGCUGCUGUCUGGGGGAACGCUGUCACGGAGACCCAGGCACUUUCUCCCAGGCCGAGCCGGGAGCCCAAGGAAGAGGCAGCCAAUGGGCUGAGGACUGACCCGCUUUGGGAACUGCUGGUGGGCUCUCUCGGAAACUCCCCCCCAGAGUGGGGCUCUGCAGAAGGCAGCUCUACUCCGUGGGCCUCCUCCCCAGCUCUAGAGUCCGCAUCCCUCCUCUCGCGGCCCGCUGACAGGCCCACUGCACCCUAUCGGCCCGGGAUGGGCACUGUGACCUGGGACACUGCUCUGACAGCCACAGCGCCUCCAUCCAGUGUUCCCAGGCUCCGCCAGAGUGAGCUGGAGCUGAAGUUUGAUGUGGCGCUGAGAGCAGGCGCAGCCCCUACGCUCGGGCAUCGAACGCUGCCCCUGCUGCCCAGCCUGCGAGCCAGCCUGGCAGAGAUUGCUGGGCGCCUGGGACCCUUUGGGUUCUUUGGCACUACAGUGUCCCCGCUCCGGAACUUAUCAGGCCCGAGCCCCCCAGGCCCAACUACAUCCCCAGGCUCUGCCUCUGGAGUUUCAGAUUCUCCAGGAUUCUUUGGCACCACUCUGUCCCCGCCCCCAUCCCCCCAAGAAAGAAAGCUCCCAAGUCCAAGGCCACUGGAACCAGCUGCUUCUCUAAGCUCUGCGUUAAUUGCAACAGCAUCACUAGAGUCCACCACCCCCACCUCUGGCCUGGACGACCCCUCUCCUGCCAGCCUUGGGAACCUUUCAGUGCACCCAGAGUGUGGGCCAGGGUCCUGCAGUAUCAGAGAGCUGCCUGAACGCGAGGGGCAGCCGCCUGCGGCCCCCUUGCCCCUCUUCUUCCUGACGCUGGAGGCCGACUGGGCAGAAGCCAAGGCUCGCUGGGGUGUGGCCUGGGAGGCCCACGUGUACGGGGUAGGCGCGCUCUUCGGCCUGGUGGCCCUGCUGGCGCUGCUGGCGCUGGCCCUACUGCCCUGGCGCUGUCCGCCCGGCGCCCCCUGCCUGGCGCUGCUGGACAUGCUCCUGCUCUCGGCCGGGACCACGCGGGCCUUCCCGCUCUUCUACGACGCCUACGGGCACCGCGACCGGCUGCCGGCGCUGGCUUGGCUGCUGCUGCAGGACCUCCCGCUGCCCUGCCUGGCCGCCGGCCUGGGCCUGGCCUGCCUGCUGCUGGCCCGGCCGCGCCCGCCGCGCUGCCCCGCCGGCCUGGCCGCGCUGCUGCUCCUGGGGUUGGGGCUGGCGGCUGCCGCCGCCCUUGGGAGCGCCGCCCACCGCCCGCUGCGGGCUCUGCGGCUCGCCUCCCGCGGGCUGCACGCCUUCCUCGCCGCCCUUCUUUCCGGGCUCCUGCUGGCGCUCUCCUGCUGGGGGGGCCGUCGGCGGCGGGCUGGAGCGCCCCUGGGAGGGGCCGGCUUCAAGGGCGCCACGCCUCUCCCGCAGGCGCGCAGCCCCUUCGGCCCGCGUGAGUCCUGGCGGCGCGCGGCGCGCACGGCCCCGGUGGCGGGCACCUUUGGGCUGCUGAGCGGAGCUCUGCAGGGCUACGAGGUGCUGCACGCCCUGGGCUACGGCGGCCAACCUGGCCUGGAGGGGCCCUGGCCCUGGUGGGCCUUCCAGCUCGGCCUGCGCCUCGGCGAGGUGGGCGUCGCGCUCCCGUUGGCGCUGCUGGGCCUCUACCCGGCGCUCUGCAGUCCCCGCGUGCCGCCGCGCUGCUGGGCCAAGCUCUUCCGCCUGUCCCCCAGCCACGCUGCCCCGCUGCUGCCCGGAGGCUGGGUCACCGGGGCCCCGGACAAGAAGCCGCUGGGGAGCGCCAUCGCGCGUGGCGACGCGGAACUGCUGCAGCUGUGCGCCCUGGCCGGACCGGGCCCCGACCUCCUCCUCCAGGGAGCAGGCUGCCAGAGCUUCGACGGCGCGGCCGCCCACCCGGCGCCUUCCCCGGCCUCAUCUCCCUGCAGCGAUGACACAGUGGACUUCCGCCCGCCCUCCCCCAUCAACCUGCGGCGCAGCAUCGAGGAGGCCCUCUGCAGCGAAGCCCUGCUGGCGCCCGGCCUCUUCCAUGUCCCGGCCUUCGGGGAAGCUCUGCCUAGCCUCGGCGUCUACCGCACCGCCUCGCUGGGGGCUCAGACCGGGGCCGGGCCCAUUGGGAGGUCUGGGGAGGCCCCUGGCUCCCCGGCGCCCCGCGAGCUCCCCUCUCCCGGGACCUGGCCCGCGGGCAGCAGCGCCUCCUCCGGCUCGCUGUGCGGACUCUCGCGGGACAGCUCGUCCGUGCUCCUGUGCUCCAGCCCGGACAGGGCCCCGCGCUGUCCGCUCGUCUGCGUCCUCAGUCCCCCGCGGCCCUCAGGAAGCAGCCCCAGCCUCCCGGGAGGCUCCUACCAGGCUCUGUCCCCACCCUCCCGCGACUCCCCAGAACCUGCUCCUGAGCUGCAGGCCGAAGAGGCCUUGCUGCAGGAGCAAUUUCUGGACGCCUGCCGACAGAUUGACGAGCUGAGCAUGGGCAGCGACACCAUAGACCUGUGAAGAGGUGGCCCUCCAGCCACCCCCGAUCGCACGCCCCCUUCUGGCGCCUGUUCUGCCCCCUCAUCUCCCACUCCAGACCUGCACACUGUAACCCUUCCCCAAUCCUGCCUGGCUCAGAUACCUCUCCCGGCUUCCUUGCCCAUCCAGAGAUCCCUGGAUGGGUGGGUCAGCAGCCAGGCUCUGUUGAUGGGGAACUAGUGCCACCUUCUCUGGAGCCCCGGGGCGUUGAUGCCCUCAGCUGCAAUUCUAGGCUGGCAGGGGCCCCACUGUCCUUGGCAUUCACCAGCAAUAAAGCUCCAAGGUGCUCCACUCCAGACCACCACUUCCCACUCUGGUGCUGAGUGAGAGGGGCUGUCCUUAGAAGACCUCAGGACCCACCUCUGUCCCCAGACCCACCUCUGCUACGCCCAGGAAUCCCAUCCCUGCUGAGUGAGACUCCCAUGUCCUCCAUAUGAUCCUUCCCCAUAGAAGGGUCCAUGGCCCAUCUAGGAGACUCUGCAGCAGUUGGGUGGGAGGUGAGCGCUUUCAGAGUUAAUUUAUCAAUAAAAUAUUUUCAGAGGA